Messenger RNA from Salvelinus sp. IW2-2015, 1008 nucleotides. RefSeq names its product aquaporin FA-CHIP. The record is from RefSeq and is a predicted model, not a curated record. Gene Ontology annotation, biological process: carbon dioxide transmembrane transport; hyperosmotic response; renal water transport. Gene Ontology annotation, molecular function: water channel activity; ammonium channel activity; carbon dioxide transmembrane transporter activity. Lineage: Eukaryota; Metazoa; Chordata; Actinopteri; Salmoniformes; Salmonidae. Gene Ontology annotation, cellular component: membrane.
UUGAUGUUGUUUGUGAGUUCCACUGACACCACUCUACAUCAUAUCAGAUAAGACCACCAUACGCCCAGGCUGCAGCCAAGAUGAGAGAGUUCAAGAGCAAGGCAUUCUGGAGGGCCGUACUGGCCGAGCUUGUGGGGAUGACCAUGUUCAUAUUUCUCAGCAUCUCAGCUGCCAUUGGGAACUCAAACAACACCGCUCCUGACCAGGAGGUGAAGGUUUCUCUGACCUUUGGUCUGGCCAUCGCCACGCUGGCCCAGAGUUUGGGCCACAUCAGUGGAGCCCACCUGAACCCAGCUGUGACACUGGGCAUGCUGGCCAGCUGCCAGAUCAGCGUGUUCAAGGGGAUGAUGUACAUGGUGGCUCAGAUGCUGGGCUCUGCUCUGGCCAGUGCUAUUGUCUACGGAACCCGGCCAGAGGCAAAUACUGCACUGGGGGUCAAUGCUCUAAAUGGUGUCAGUGCCAGCCAAGGCGUUGGCAUCGAGCUCUUGGCUACCUUCCAGCUGGUCCUGUGUGUCAUAGCAGUAACUGAUAAAAGGCGGCGUGAUGUCACCGGCUCUGCCCCCCUGGCCAUCGGACUCUCUGUUGCUCUGGGACACUUGGCAGCCAUCAGCUACACAGGCUGUGGUAUCAACCCGGCCCGAUCCUUUGGACCAGCUUUGAUCAUGAAUGAUUAUACAAAUCACUGGGUGUACUGGGUGGGGCCAAUGAGUGGAGGUGUGGCAGCUGCUCUGGUCUAUGACUUCCUCCUGUACCCCAAAUCUGAGGACUUCCCUGAACGUAUGAAGGUUCUUGUUAGUGGCCCGGUGGGAGACUAUAAUGUUAAUGGAGAGGAGCCUGCAGCUGUGGAAAUGUCAUCAACAAAGUAGUGUUGUCAUAGCAACACCAUAUAGUGUAUAGGACUUUAGAUUGUCUACCUACAGUAUACUCCUGUAAAGCAUUGACAUUUCCUUUAGAAUGGCAGCAGUUGAAUUGUUAUUUCAAAAUAAUGAUAAAGAAUUUCAAAUAAGA